This is a messenger RNA of Cuscuta campestris, 1365 nucleotides long. NCBI's taxonomy places the organism in Eukaryota, Viridiplantae, Streptophyta, Magnoliopsida, Solanales, Convolvulaceae. The record is from the annotation of a GenBank genome assembly.
UGUCCUUCCGUUCGACCGAAACAGCCAGAGGGAGUAAACGCCGGAGCUUCGCCGGUCCUAGCGGGUCUUCUUCGUCCUCGCUACCGUGAUCGCCGGACUAGGGGAAAGAGCCGCAUAGCAGGAGCCUAGACCGGAGCUAACCACCGCGGGUCUGCCGCUGCUCUGUCAUCUAAGGCCGCCGGAAAAUCUUGCCGGAUUCCUACCGGUAAAUUUGGUAUUCUUCUUCGAUUAUAUUGAGGUGAGUGAAUUAUCUCUCGUUAGAAUUGAUUCGUAGAUUAGGAUUUGUUGAUAUAUUUUCGUGUAAUUGAUGAUGAAUUUGUGAAUUGAAUUAUGAAUCUCUUGAGGGAUUAUCUUGGAUUCGGGAAUCUGGUUCAUUGUUCGGUUGUAGGAUUCCUUCCAUUAAUUCUUGUCCUCUUUUGCUCUGUUCUGUUCUUCUCUAUUCUCUUUCUUUCUGGCCAUUGUUUCUGUCCUGUUUCCGCUGAUCUAGAUGCUACUGCUGCCGCCACUAAGAUGCUGCUGCCACCGAGGGAGACCACCGCUGCCGGUUGUGGGUUGCCCCUGCUGGAGAUUUGGGCUGCUUGGUAGACAUUGGGAAGUUCAAUGGGUUGCUUGGGGUUUUACAAUCAAUCUGUUUGGCCAUAAUUUAUUUAUGUGUGAUAAGUGUGCAUCGUUUCCCCAAUGGGCCGACGAUUGUGUGUAAUAGGUUAUGUAUUGGUUACAAAACUUAUGGGUGAUUUUGUGUACUGAAUUGGAAUUUAGGAAUAGACCACCUGGUAUAUCUGGGAGGUUGUGAAUUAUACGGAUAAGGAUUAGGAUUCAGGCCGGGUGGGGCGAGCUUCGCAUAACUCACAGGUCUUGGGUUAAAAACGUACGUACGGGAGUCAUUAUCCUACCUAGGGAUUCCUUUGUAGGGGCUCCAACCCGCCCAUUGAGGAUUCUCUUUGGGUUUCAUCAAGCGUGGCCUCGGGGGAUCUGUCCGAGUGUCCAUGGCUUAGUUAGUCAAAAGGAACCUUAGCCUAUAGGGUUAAGUGUAGAUGAACAACAGGAGCUGAAUAUAAACAAAUAGUUGAUCAUGAUAUUUGAUAAUGAUAUUUGUUGAUUCUUCUGAUGUUGUAUGAUUAUAUAUUGAUAAGUGCUAGUCUAUGAGUUGGUUCUAGCGUUAGAUACUUCCACUCUUCCUAUAUUUUUACAGGUAGAGAUCAAGGACUGAAUGAGGAGCAGCCUGGAGAAUAGUGAAGCGUGACGCUGAUGGAUGGCCCGAUGCUGUUUGAAAUUGAAUUAAAUACUUGUUGACUUUUAUCUUGCUUAAACUACAAGAAUGUUUGAUGAUGUUGUUUUAAAGGCUUCCGCAACGUUUCAGUUAUU